AUGGCGGCGGCGGCGGCGUCAGCGGCGCUGGGCGAUUUGCUGCUGCUGCAGGGGCAGGCGAAGCGCGACCCGGAGGGGUACCGCGAGGAGUUCGAGCGGCAGCACCGCCACUACCGCGCGUUGCUCGCCGUUUUCUCGUUAAAGCCCCACGCGGAGAGCAAGGAGUUCGGCGACCUCGUCAUGUUCCUCGCGCAGGUGGGCUUUAAGCCGCUUCUUCGAGCGGCGUCAACGCCGCUGCCCCGCGCCGUGCUGGCCCUCCUGUUGUUCGAGCCGAUAGUGAUGCUGGCGUGUGUUAGGCUCGCCCCCUUCUACCGCAGCACUAUGGGGGGGUUCCCCGGGGAGGUGAUGGGGCUGCUGCAGUCGCACGUGGACGUGCUGCAUCCAAUGCUGCGCCGCCAGCUGGCGCACGCGCUCAUCCUCCUGCGCAACCGCCAGCUCCUGGGUCCCACGGACCUCAUUCCGCACUUCUUCCGUCUUUUCCGCUGCCCCGACAAGGCGUUGCGCAAGCUGGUGUUCUCACACAUUGUGAAUGACAUUCGCCGGCUCAACCAGAAGCACCGCCACGAGGGCGUCAACAGGCCCAUCCAGAACAUGCUCUUUUCCCUCGUCCAGGAGGAGAACGAGAUGGCAGCCAAGAAGUCACUCGCAGUGCUCAUUGAAUUGUACCGGCGGAAAGUGUGGACCGACGCACGCACUGUGAACGUGAUCGCCACGGCCUGCCUGCACCCGUGCACGCACAUCAUGGUGGGCGCGCUCAAGUUCUUUAUGGGGGCGGACCGGCAGGGCGAGGGGGAGGAGGGGAGCAGCGAGGAGGAGGACGACGAGGAUGAGAAGAAGAGUAGAAGCAAGGAGAACUCUGCUCUCGCUCUCGACAGGAAGAUUGUCUACACGGCGUACCACAAGGGUACACCGGCCAGUAAGCGCAAGAAGCAACUGAAGCUGAAGCGAGUGAUGAAGGGGCUGCGCAAGCAGCAGCGGGCUGUGAUGGGCGGAGGGGGGGAGGGCACGGGGGAGGGCGACGGGAACAUGCACUUCGCUGCCCUGCACUUGCUGCAUGACCCUCAGGUGGGUGAUUGGUUGUUGUUACAGGGAAGGGUUGAAGGGGGGAGGACGGGGGGAGGGAGAUGGGGGAAGGGUAAGGGCACAGGGGAGGGCGAAGGGAACAUGCACUUUGCUGCCCUGCACCUGCUGCAUGACCCUCAGGGCUUUGCAGAGAAGCUCUUCAGCCGGGUCAGCAAGUGCAAUGAGAAGUUCGAGGUGAAGCUGCUGAUGCUGAACGUGGUAUCACGGGUAAUAGGCACGCACAGAUUGCUCCUUCUCAACUUCUACCCUUUCCUGCAACGCUACCUCAUGCCGCACCAGAGGGACGUGACGCACCUCCUUGCCAUCGCCGUGCAAGCCUGCCAUGACCAGGUCCCCCCAGACGCAGUAGAGAGCAUGGUGAAGCAGAUUGUGAACCUCUUCGUUCACGACCGUGCCCGGCCAGAGGUCAUAGCGGUGGGGCUCAACGCCGUGAGGGAGGUGUGUGCGCGCAUGCCCCUGGUGAUGGGCGAGGAGCUGCUGCAAGACCUGGCCAUGUACAAGAAGGCUCGGGAGAAGGCCGUUGCUGCUGCUGCAAGAUCGAUUAUCUCACUCUUCAGAGAGGUGAAUCCGUCGCUGCUGCAGCGGAAAGACCGGGGCAAGCCGGGGAAGGCAGGGGAGGCUGUGCAGCCAGUGGCGUUUGGCCACGUGGCAGUGUCUGAUCACGUGCCUGGGAUUGAGCUGCUGGGGAUUCCGGAAGAGGAGGGCGAUGGGGAGGAGGGGGAGAGUGAGGAGGGAAGUGAUGAGGGGAGUGAAGGGGAGAGUGAGGAGGAAGUGGAGGGGAUUGAUGAGGAGAUGGAGGAGGGAGAGGAGGGAGAGGAGGGGGAGGAGGUGGAAGGGGAUAGUGAUGAGGAGGGGAGUUCAGGGAGUGAGGAGGUGGAGAGUGAGGGAGAGGAGGAGGAAGUUGAGGAGGAAAUGGAAGAGGAAGAGGAGGAGGAGGAGGAGGAGAUGGAGCAAGAUAGGCCAGGUAUUUCCAGAAAAAGAAAGGCAGAGGGGGAAGCGAGUGGAGAUGGAAAGCGGAAGCGAGAAGGGCCGGUGAAAGUGGAGGGUGCGAGUCUGAGGCAGCUGAAACGACUGGCAGCACAAGGGGAUGGGAAGGCCGGAGAGGAAGCAGGGGGGGAGAAAGCAGGGGAGAAGGUGGAAGGGGAGGAGGAGGAAAAGGAUGGGUUUCUGUCAACAGAGGAUUUCAGGAAGAUCAGGAGGAUGCAGGCUAAGCAGGCUGCUGAGUCGAUGUUGAGGCGCAAGGGCAUGAAGAAGGCAGCCAAUGCGCUCGCCAACUCGCAUCAAGCACGCUCGCACUCCCUCAGUGACCGCCGAGUGGACCCGUCUGACCUGGAGGUGAGUCGUGCUGACGUGGCGUGGGCUGCUGCUGGCUGUGGCAUCAACCUGUGGUUGCAUGUUAAAUGUAUCCCUGAUUUUGCUGCUUCGUUUCCCUUUUCAUCUGCACCAGCACAAUGCCAUUCCUUCCUUCAGACUUUUGAGGCGACUCAAAGGUUCAUCUGCACCAGCACAAUGUUGUUCCUUCCUUCAAGCGUGCUGGUGUCUUGUGUGCACAUAAAGGCACGGAGGGACAAGGAGGAGCGAAUGGCAGCAGUGCUGGCGGGCAGAGAGGACUGUAGCUACUUUGCCAAGUCGAAGAUGAAGCAGCAGAAGUUGUCAGCAGGGAGGAGGUGGGCCAUGCUGCCCGUCUUCCUCUCACCCCCUCCUUCCCCUCCUUCCAUCCCUUCCUCUCACCCUCUCCUCUCACCCUCUCCUCUCACCCCUCACCCUCUCCUCUCACCCUCUCCUCUCACCCUUCACCCUCUCCUCUCACCCUCUCCUCUCACCCUUCACCCUCUCCUCUCACCCUCUCCUCUCACCCUUCACCCUCUCCUCUCACCCUCUCCUCUCACCCUCUCCUCUCACCCUCUCCUCUCACCCUUCACGCUCUUCUCACAGGUGGGUGGAACAUCCAACAGGGAGAAGGAGAAGCGCAAGGCAGCGCCCAUGGCAGCACAGCGAAUGAAGCUCAAGAGGCGCACGCAGGGCAAGCGGCGCAACAAGGGGAAGAAUUUCCAGGGGAAGAAGGCCUGGAAGACGCCCGCGCCGCCGCAGCUGCAGCAGCAGCCCGCGAUUCACGCUCCCGCCGACAGCGCUCCGCUCGAGCGCGUGUGCGGCUCGCCAGCUGUCGACGGUUAUGCGCACGUGAACGCCACGUGUCUAGAAGCGUCGCCCACGAAUCGCAUGUGGUGGUCCAUGCAUCCUCAGGGAGGGAGGAGCGGGGAGGGGUUGGAUUGCCACAUGGAGCGCGAAAUGAGCCUAGAUGGGCUGGCCGUGCGGUGGGGCAUCGGCCACAAGACCACCACUCCAGAGCAAUGCUGCCAGGCCUGCAGGGACCAUGAACCGGACCCACAAGUUGGGGAUCCCUUUGCGCGCCUCCCCUGCAACGUCUGGGUGUUCUGCUCCGCUCCUUCCUGCUUUGAACCCGACGCGCACACGCACACGUUCGGCGACUGCUGGCUCAAAUUCUCCGAAGCCCCACAGAGCCCCGAGGUGAACGCGCGAGGGGAGUACCCUCGGGAACUCCGUGCGAGGCAUGCCGAGGCGCCUGAGCGGUGCCAGUGGGUGGCGGGGGUGCUGCUGCCGCCCGGACAGACUCUCACCAACGGCACGUGGAGCCCGAGGCAUGAAUGGUGA
This is a messenger RNA of Closterium sp. Naga37s-1, 3756 nucleotides long. The record is from the annotation of a GenBank genome assembly. NCBI's taxonomy places the organism in Eukaryota, Viridiplantae, Streptophyta, Zygnematophyceae, Desmidiales, Closteriaceae.